CCGUCAUUGGGCUGCUGUCAUUUGCGGGAGCAGACGGGUUCAACAGACAUCCUAAGAUUAAAACAGGAACGGGAUGUGGACCUUAUUUGUUCUUUGUAUCCUGGGACUAAACAUCUGUCAGACUACUGGAGUCGACAAUUCAACACAAAUGUAUUAUUUCAAAAUGGUCGUAGAGAAAAGCGUCAUCGCAAACAUAACCGCGAGACUGAAAACUGUUGUGAGCAGCGGCAACCUGAAGGUCGAUGACCUCAAAAUGACAACAAUCUGUCAGAGCGUGCCGGACGGCAUCCGGUGCAGCUGCCUGUCGGACUUCAGAUGGAGCGACACAGUUUGUCUGGAAACAGAUCAGAAAUGUUGCGGCGACAUGAACUGCACCUUCACCGACAAGCUUGCUCGCAGGUGUAUUUCAAACGAAACAGUUGCUGUCAGCGGAUCCAUUACUUUGAGAGGGAUGGAUCAUUAUGAUUGUCUGAAAGAAAACACCACUGAGAUAUUUAAGCAGUGUAAUAAUAAUUUGUUGCAAGAGAUGAAAAGAGUGUACAGCACUUUGGCCGGAUUUGACAUCUUAACAAUUAACCAAUACAGGGUUGGAAGCGUCAUCGCAGAUUUUGAAGUGUCCUUCGCUCACACGGUCAAACAACAAGAGUUGAUGAGCAAGACACAACUCCUGAUCAGCACUCUGUCAGCGUCGGUGGAUUUGGAGACGACAGGUGUUGUCCGUUUAAUUAUGCCGCCCAAGAGCCCGGUGUGUUACCACGACAACCCAAAGCUCACGUGCACAUUAAAGGAGGACCUGGAAACCUCGCCGGUGUGGCUGCUGAUGAGAGAGGGCACAGUAUUUGAGAUAUUUAACGGCACAGAGUCCGAGGUGACAACAGAAACACUGGAAACCAGAGUCACACUAAGAAACAUAUCCAAGCUCUGGGAAGGAAAGUACACAUGUAAGUAUGUACAACAAUUAAGCUCAAUCAACAUAAUUCACAAAGCCAGCGGUACGAUGAACAUAUCGCUCCUGCCAAAAGCGGACCUCAUCAUAGCACCGCCGUUUCCACACUGCAUAAUUGGUUCCAAUCUCUUGAAAGUAAGAGUGAAAUGUGAGCUAGAGCACAACACGGAUGUGUAUGAUGUGGAAUGGACGGGCCUGAACAUCGUGGCUGGUCCUUUUCAAAGAUCUCCUGAUAGUCAUGCAAGUGAUGUACUUGUUAGCUGUAAUGAAACCAAGGAUAUACCCCAAGUAACGUGCACUUUGAAGAACAGGUGCAAGGAAGAGAGAACUGUUUCAGCUUCUGUCAACGUCAUAUAUGGAACCAAUCAGUACUGUGCAGCGGAGGGUGAUUGGGAAGUCACCAAAGCUGGAUUCUCUGCAGUGGUGAAAUGCACCAACGCGACCGGACAUAGAGAAAGGGAAUGCAAAAUAGGCCCGACACAGGGGAAAUGGGAACCAGAGGUUUCAACAUGUGUGAAUCGGGAUGUGAACAAUGUGCUGCAAAAAGCAAACGUUGUUGACAUUGGACUCGGCUCACUCGAUGACAAUGCUGCGUAUGUAUUUUCCCUCUUUGGGAAUGUCACGAAGAACUCAGCGACUAUCAACACUUUCGCCAACUUAAAUACAUCUGUUCAAGUCCUCUCCCAAAUGAGUCGAAAGAUAAAAUCCAUGAAUUCUGAAUACACAGCGGAUGACUUUCUGGAGUCAUCCAGCAAUAUUCUGGAGAAGUCUCUCAACGAAUCAUGGACAUCAGAGGCGAACAAAGGCACCAUCUCAUUGGCCGAGAGCUAUCUGGAUUCCUUCGAGGACUUGAUUCAGAAGACCAAUGUAACCCGUGUCCCUAAGAAAAAGAACGUAGAGCUAGCCGCAUCCGAUUGCCCGCGAGGGUCAACGUGCCGGAACACGGUGUUCGACACCGACGUGAAGCUUGUGAGUCCCGACCCCGGCAGCGUGAAGACAGCCGGGUUCAAAGAGCUGGAGAACUAUCUGCCCAACAAAGAUGACACGUACCAGCCCAACAGCAUCGUCGUGUCCGUGACGACGGAAAGGAAACAAUCGGAUUCAGUCCAGGUUCAAAUCAAAUUCUCGUUGAACAGGCCGAGGCCUCGCAACGUCAACAUGAGGUGCGUCUUCUGGGACCGCGGCGCCCGGAGCUGGUCGACGGAAGGAUGCGAAUGGCAGGGCGCUUCCGACGAGGGGCUUUGCGUCUGCAGACAUUUGUCCUCUUUCGCCGUUCUCAUGUCGAGGUCUCCGGUGAACAUCAGGGGGCUCACCGAGGUGACCUUGGUCGGGCUGUCCGUGUCAGUCGUGUCGCUCGUUCUCACCCUCGCGAUAGAAGUGAUCGUCUGGAGCGCGGUCGUGAAGACGGAUACUUCGUAUCUACGCCACAUGGCCAACGUAAACAUCUGUCUGUGUUUGCUCGUGGCGGAUUGCUGUUUUUUGGCAUCUUUUAACGAUAACAACAAAGAAACGUGGUGUAAGAUCUUCGUGGCGCUGAAGCAUUUCUCUUACCUGUCCAUGUUCUUCUGGAUGCUGUGUCUGAGCAGCAUGCUGCUUCAUCAAACAGUCUUUACGUUGCAUACAAUGGGCAGGAAGACGUACCUGAGGUUCUCAUUGGUCCUGGGCUACGUGUGUCCUCUGCUGAUUUCUGUCAUCACGUGGUUUUCCUAUAACAACGGCGCUGAAGGCGAGUACUACUCCAUGGAGACCUGUUGGCUGUGUUAUGCCGGCCUCAUGAAAGGCUCCAUCUAUGCAUUCGUGAUACCGGUCGGCAUAAUCGUCUUCGUCAACGUGUUUUCCAUGGUGGUGGUGAUCAUUAAGCUUUUGAAUCGCCCUAUGACUCCAGAAAAAUAUAAUGAAAGAGAAAAAAAUGCCACCAUAACCGUCAUGAGGACGGUUAUUCUUUUGACUCCAAUCUUCGGCGUGACUUGGGUUUUGGGGUUUGCCGUAAUGCUCCUCGACCUCACGUCCGGGCCCAUCGUCUUCAUAGUUCACUACGCCUUUAACCUGCUGAACACAUUCCAGGGUUUGUUCAUUUUGGUAACCACAUACCUGGCGGACCAACAGACCCGUGAAGCGCUGCUGAAACAUCUAAAGAAACAUCUAAAGAAACAUGCGCCGGCAUCGAACACUGACAGCACCACGAACUUAGUCUCAUCUUGGAAUAAGUGAAAACCGGCUUAAAUGUGUGCACUCUUACAUCAAA
Molecule: messenger RNA, 3191 nt
Organism: Cyclopterus lumpus (lumpfish)
Lineage: Eukaryota; Metazoa; Chordata; Actinopteri; Perciformes; Cyclopteridae
Gene: adgrf3a
Product: adhesion G protein-coupled receptor F3a
Exons: 18
Coding region: 74-3157 (1027 amino acids)
Biological process (GO): cell surface receptor signaling pathway; G protein-coupled receptor signaling pathway
Cellular component (GO): membrane
Molecular function (GO): G protein-coupled receptor activity
Source: RefSeq, a predicted model, not a curated record